CUCCUCCUCCCUGCACGGAGCUGAUUGGUCGCAGGGAGGCAGCCAGGACAGAAGCUGCGUUGUCCCGGUGACCCGGCCUCUGCGCGCUAUAAAAGCGCGAGGUCUCACGCAGGCGUGCCAAAUGGACUGUCAGAUGCGAUUUGGAGUAACAAGUGGAUUUGACGUUUAAGUUUUUCUCUCCAUCGCGCUUGGAAACACUCUCGAACACUGUGCUGGACCAAGAUCAUGGACUCUGAUACGAGCCGCGUUUCGAGCAGACCUUCAUCUCCCGAGGAAGACGACAUCUUCCUUGCCACCCUGAAGAAGUCAGUGCAUGGUUUCUCCGGCGCUGUGUCCUCCACACAGAGCGACUCCCUGUCAGAGCUCACCGGCCUGCGCGGCCUCUCCGCCGAAGAGGAGGAGUCCCUGGCCCGCCGGCUGGCCAAGAAAGACCGUAAACUGCUGUCAGAGAACGAGUUGCAGACCAUCCGCCUCAAGAUCAACAGCCGCGAGAGGAAAAGGAUGCACGACCUCAACGUGGCCAUGGACGGGCUCCGGGAGGUCAUGCCCUACGCGCACGGACCGUCGGUGCGCAAGCUCUCCAAAAUCGCGACCCUGCUGCUGGCGAGAAACUACAUCCUGAUGCUGAGCAACUCUCUGGAGGAGAUGAAGCGGCUGGUCAGCGAGAUCUACGGCAGCAGCGGACACCACGGUGGCUUCCACCCGGCAGCUUGUGGGACUAUGACACACGCGGGACCCGUGCCGGGACACCCGGCGGUUUCACACGCCUCACACCCGGCGGUGCACCACCCGCUGCUCCCCCCGGCCGUCUCCACCGCGUCUCUGUCCGCGCCCGGCAUCUCUGCAGUCACAUCAGUCAGACCCCACCACGGACUCCUCAAAGCGCCCGCUGCAGGCGCAGGCCCGCUGGGCAGCAGUUUCCAGCACUGGGGCGUUGGCACCGGGAUGCCUUGUCCGUGCAGCAUGUGCCAAGUCCCGCCUCCGCAUGUGACCAGCAUGAGCGCCGUCACCAUGCCGAGGCUGCCCAGCGACUCCAAGUGACUCCAGACUGAACGGAGGCGAACUUUUGGGGCUGUCACAGACUCUCUCCCCACAUUCACUUUAUUUAUCUUUGUUGCUGAAUCCGUUGCGUCCACGGAGCCAGUAAAGAACAAUGUUUUUUUCCUCACUGGGACUUUGGGGUUUUGCAACUAACUUAGCAUUUUAUGAUUAUUAACCUAAUUGUAACAGGUGUUUCUUCACAGAACUCCUAUAAAACACAACUUCAGCUUAUUGCCUGAAAUGCUGAAAUGUGUGAAGGCCCAGGCAUCUGUGUGUUGCUACAGUUAUUUAAAGAUGAAACUGAAUCUGGGCCUGCAGGGGGAAAAUGUCACAAAUCCAACCACAGAUAUAGAGUGUAAAUAUGUAGAUUGAUUAUUCAGUUUAAAUAGUCGGAUAUAUCAUAUAUUAGAGUCUUGGUAAUGUGGGAACACUCCCCCACCCUGACAUGUUGCACCUGCUUUAUUCUAUCCGUCUUUCAAUGCUUCUCUCCUUAUUUUUUC
Messenger RNA from Centropristis striata (black sea bass), 1541 nucleotides. RefSeq names its product oligodendrocyte lineage transcription factor 2 (gene olig2). The record is from RefSeq and is a predicted model, not a curated record. Lineage: Eukaryota; Metazoa; Chordata; Actinopteri; Perciformes; Serranidae. Gene Ontology annotation, molecular function: protein dimerization activity; DNA-binding transcription factor activity. The transcript has 2 exons. Gene Ontology annotation, biological process: neuron differentiation; oligodendrocyte cell fate specification; myelination. Bases 226 to 1041 code for a protein of 271 amino acids.